Molecule: messenger RNA, 426 nt
Organism: Trypanosoma cruzi
Lineage: Eukaryota; Euglenozoa; Kinetoplastea; Trypanosomatida; Trypanosomatidae
Exons: 1
Coding region: 1-426 (141 amino acids)
Cellular component (GO): nucleus; cytoplasm
Source: RefSeq, a predicted model, not a curated record
AUGCGGACGGUGUACACGGAUGAGACGAACUCCGAGAAAAAUGGUUUUGUAUCGCGAAUGGGCAAAAAGAAACCGAAUCCGCUGAGGCUUCAGCCAACGCCUCAGCAGAUUGAGGCUGUUGGGGGAAUUGACGAGCUGAACUUUAUUUCUGGCGGAUUUGACCGCUUCGAGGAUGGUCGUGAGACUUGCAUCACAGCGUGCGGCGGGAAGUAUGUGCUUACGUGGAGCUUUGAGGCAGCGAAACGGGCCGUGGAGGACGGUCACGCGUGCAUUGGCGAGACUGCAUUAGUUAAGCGCGAGGUCCUUGCUGUUUCUGCGACGGUGCCGGAACGAGUGAUGUACAUGACGGAUCAGGACAUCCGCAUGGCGCCACUGAAGCGACAGGAGCGGCAGGAAAAGGGCACAAAGCAGUACAACUACUUGUGA